AUGGUUGUCAGGCAGUACGAUGAAGAGUUAAAAUACUUAGAGAAAAUAAAUCCACACUGUUGGAGAAUUAAAAAAGGUUUUCAACCAAAUAUGAAUGUUGAAGGGAUUUAUUACGUUAACAAUACACUCGAAAAGCUUAUGUUGGAUGAACUAAGAAACUCAUGCCGGCCCGGUAUGGCAGGAGGAUUUCUGCCUGGCGUAAAACAAAUUGCAAAUGUAGCAGCAUUGCCAGGCAUUGUUGGUCGGUCUGUGGGUCUUCCAGAUAUACAUUCAGGCUACGGAUUUGCUAUAGGUAAUAUGGCAGCAUUUGAUAUGUCCAAUCCAAAAUCAAUUGUAUCUCCUGGAGGUGUGGGUUUUGAUAUAAACUGUGGAGUGCGUCUAUUGAGAACCAAUUUGCAUGAAAAAGAUUUGCAGCCCAUCAAGGAGCAACUAGCACAAAGUCUGUUUGAUCAUAUUCCAGUUGGAGUAGGUUCUACUGGAAUAAUACCUAUGAAUGCUAGAGAUAUGGAAGAAGCUUUAGAAAUGGGUAUGGAUUGGAGCUUAAGAGAAGGCUAUGGAUGGGCUGAAGACAAGGAACAUUGUGAAGAGUAUGGCCGAAUACUUAAUGCUGAUCCUUCCAAAGUAAGUCUUAGAGCCAAGAAAAGAGGCUUACCGCAACUUGGCACUCUUGGUGCUGGUAAUCACUAUGCAGAAAUUCAAGUAGUUGAUGAAAUUUAUGACAAAUUUGCUGCUGGCAAAAUGGGUUUAGAAAGAAUCGGCCAAGUUUGUGUGAUGAUCCAUUCUGGAAGUAGAGGAUUUGGUCAUCAAGUAGCAACUGAUGCAUUAGUGCAAAUGGAAAAAGCAAUGAAGAGGGAUCAAAUUGAUGUUAAUGAUCGACAGUUAGCGUGUGCUAGAAUUAAUUCUGUUGAAGGACAAGAUUAUUUAAAGGCAAUGGCAGCCGCUGCUAACUUUGCAUGGGUUAACAGGACCUCAAUGACAUUCCUUACGCGUCAAGCAUUUGCUAAACAAUUCAAAAUGGCCCCAGAUGACUUGGACAUGCAUGUUAUUUAUGAUGUAUCUCAUAACAUUGCCAAGAUGGAAGAGCAUAUUGUAGAUGGGAAAAUAAAAACUUUAUUGGUUCAUAGAAAGGGUUCCACAAGAGCUUUCCCUCCACACCACCCUCUCAUACCAGUAGACUACCAACUGACUGGACAACCGGUCUUGAUUGGAGGCUCUAUGGGAACUUGCAGCUAUGUCCUUACUGGUACCCAUCAAGCAAUGACAGAAACCUUCGGAUCAACAUGUCAUGGAGCCGGUCGUGCUCUAUCCCGUGCCAAAUCUAGACGCAAUAUAGAUUACAAAGAGGUAUUAAAUAAAUUGGAAGGAAUGGGUAUUUCCAUAAGAGUUGCAUCACCUAAGUUAGUAAUGGAAGAAGCUCCUGAAUCUUACAAAAAUGUAACUGAUGUUGUGAACACUUGCCAUGCUGCUGGUAUCAGUAAAAAAACUAUUAAAUUACGACCAAUUGCUGUUAUUAAAGGU
Messenger RNA from Brenthis ino (lesser marbled fritillary), 1518 nucleotides. The record is from the annotation of a GenBank genome assembly. Lineage: Eukaryota; Metazoa; Arthropoda; Insecta; Lepidoptera; Nymphalidae.